Messenger RNA from Astyanax mexicanus (Mexican tetra), 996 nucleotides. RefSeq names its product endonuclease domain-containing 1 protein. Gene Ontology annotation, molecular function: hydrolase activity; nucleic acid binding; metal ion binding. The record is from RefSeq and is a predicted model, not a curated record. Bases 1 to 903 code for a protein of 300 amino acids. Lineage: Eukaryota; Metazoa; Chordata; Actinopteri; Characiformes; Acestrorhamphidae. The transcript has 2 exons.
AUGAACCUCAUUUUGAGCUUCGUGGCGCUUUUCUCUGUGAUGGUAGCGGCCACAGGUACUGUGGUGGAAGAUUUCAACCAUGUGGAGAGGUGCAAAGACUCUCUGUACAUGGGCACUCCGCCGAGAGGAAUGACCAAACCACACAUGAAGAAGAUAUGCCAGCGCUAUGCUGACAAACCGCGCUAUGUGACCCUGUAUGAUCCCAACACUCGCAUCCCUGUUUACUCGGCGUACACCUUCAAGAAGACUGAGGGCGACCGGAGGGUUGACUAUCCUUGGAUGUAUGAGCCCCAGCUUGCAGAGACAGAUGGCAAUGGAAACAUGCUUCCCUUCCCUACCGGCUACCUGCACAUGAAGUUUGAAGACAGCCAGGCCGUCCUCGAAGACUACUCUGACGUAGUUCUGUACGAGAGAGGUCAUCUGAACCCAGAUCAGCAUCAGUCCGACCCCCACGACCGUGCCGCCACAUACUCCCUCACCAACGUGGUGCCAGAAAUCCGUGAGUUCAACAUCGGGCCUUGGCGAGAACACGAGGAGCGCAUCCGAGUCCGCCUCAACAACUACUGCCGUGGAAUCGCAUUCAUUGUGACUGGCGUGACCCACCUGGGCAACAUGAUCCGCAGAAACAACCAAAAACGGGUGGGCAUCCCAGAAGAAGUGUGGUCAGCAUACUGCUGCACCGAGUACGACCGGAACGCACCUCACGAUGUCAGAGUUCGCUUCCCCUCUCAAGCCUUUCUAGCCAAGAAUGCCAAAGAGGGGAACGCCGUCCACGAAAUGAGCGUGCAGGAACUGGAGAUCUUCCUGGGCAAGAACAGAGACAUGGGCGAGAACCUGCAGAUCUUUUACGACAACUGCAUCUCUCCAUCGCCACUGCCUCUCUACCUGCACCACACCAUAUGAAGAGAUGUGUCCUCACCACAAAGCAUCGCUGUGCUAUUGGUCUCAGCGGGCAUGCUUGCUCUUUCUUUGGCGAUGUUUGGCUCGUUUUUGUAU